Messenger RNA from Chrysochloris asiatica (Cape golden mole), 1086 nucleotides. RefSeq names its product protein phosphatase 1, regulatory (inhibitor) subunit 14B (gene PPP1R14B). Gene Ontology annotation, cellular component: cytoplasm. The transcript is spliced from 6 exons. NCBI's taxonomy places the organism in Eukaryota, Metazoa, Chordata, Mammalia, Afrosoricida, Chrysochloridae. Gene Ontology annotation, biological process: innate immune response; regulation of phosphorylation. The coding region runs from base 1 to 810 and encodes 269 amino acids. The record is from RefSeq and is a predicted model, not a curated record. Gene Ontology annotation, molecular function: protein serine/threonine phosphatase inhibitor activity.
AUGGCCAGUCUGAGAGCGGGUCGGGGGCCCGCGGGGCCCCGACGGGGACCGACGGCACCACCGCUUCUUCCGCGCGACUUUCGCGCGGCCCGCUGUGGCCCCGCGGCGUCAGCGCCCGCCUGCCCGCCAGUCUGUCCCGGACCGACCAGCGACUCUGCGGGGCCGGGGCGGUCCGAGGGGCGGUCCGGGGGCGGUCCGGGGGGCGGGGUCUCCCAUACCAAGGCGUUUGCCCGCACAGCUCGCACGGGCUCCCCCUGGCGGGGCCCGCAGUGGGGCUGGCCCUUUAAGGGGGUGUGGUCGAGGGGCGGGGGAAGCAAGCGAGACAGAGAAAGCGGCUUCGUCGGCAGCGGCUCGGGCGGCGGCCGCGGGGGACAAAGGGCGGGCGGAUCGGGCGCGGCGUUGGCGGCCCCGGCUCCCGGACCGGGCAGUGGCGGCCCAGGGCCCCGCGUCUACUUUCAGAGUCCACCUGGGGCCGCAGGCGAGGGCCCGGGCGGCGCAGACGACGAUGGCCCAGUGAGGCGCCAAGGGAAGGUCACAGUCAAGUACGACCGUAAGGAGCUACGGAAGCGCCUCAACCUGGAAGAGUGGAUCUUGGAGCAGCUUACACGCCUCUACGACUGCCAGGAAGAAGAGAUUCCAGAGCUGGAAAUUGACGUGGAUGAGCUGCUGGACAUGGAGAGUGAUGAUACCCGGGCUGCCAGGGUCAAGGAGCUGCUGGUUGACUGUUACAAACCCACUGAGGCCUUCAUCUCUGACCUGCUGGACAAGAUCCGGGGCAUGCAGAAGCUGAGCACACCCCAAAAGAAGUGAGGGUCCUCAACCCAGGUGACUGGUGGCUCCCACAGGACAAUCGCUGCCCCCCACAACCUCGUAGCAACAGCAAUACCUGGGGGGGACCCCUGCAGCCAGGCCUGGUGCCAUGAGUAGGGCUUCCUGUGCCCCUGAUCCAGGGGCUUCUUCCCCUGCCCCCUCAGUUUUCCAUUUUUGGGGUUUUUUAUUGUUAUUAAACUGACGGGACUUUUUGUGUUUUAUAUUCACUCUGCGGCGCGGGCCCUUUAAUAAAGUUAGGAGAUGCCUUUGAUGCAG